Molecule: messenger RNA, 687 nt
Organism: Rhodotorula graminis WP1
Lineage: Eukaryota; Fungi; Basidiomycota; Microbotryomycetes; Sporidiobolales; Sporidiobolaceae
Exons: 1
Coding region: 1-687 (228 amino acids)
Biological process (GO): 'de novo' pyrimidine nucleobase biosynthetic process; pyrimidine ribonucleoside biosynthetic process; pyrimidine nucleotide biosynthetic process
Cellular component (GO): cytoplasm
Molecular function (GO): orotate phosphoribosyltransferase activity
Source: RefSeq, a predicted model, not a curated record
AUGUCCGCCACGCCGUACGCUGCCGCCAUCAUCGAGACGGCCCUCUCCGCCGAGCAGCCCAUCCUCCGCUUCGGCACCUUCACCCUCAAGUCGGGCCGCCAGUCGCCCUACUUCUUCAACUUUGGCCUGUUCAACUCGGGCGCCCUCCUCCUCUCGCUCUCGUCCGCCUUUGCCGACGCCAUCCUCGACUCCUACCCGGACCUCGGCCAGCCGACCGCGAGCCCCGACACGCCGCGCGUCCUGUUCGGCCCGGCGUACAAGGGCAUCCCGCUCGUCGCCGCCAUCGCGACCGAGCUCGCCCGUCGCGGCCGCGACAUCGGCUACAGCUACAACCGCAAGGAGAAGAAGGACCACGGCGAGGGCGGCUCCAUCGUCGGCGCGCCGCUCAAGGGCGAGCGCGUCCUCAUCGUCGACGACGUCAUCACGGCCGGGACCGCCAUCCGCGAGGCGCACAAGAUUGUCGAGGCCGAGGGCGGCAAGACGGCCGGCAUCGUCGAGGCGCUCGACCGCGAGGAGCGCGGCGCCGGCACCCUGUCGACGGUCCAGGAGGUCGAGCAGGAGCUCGGUGUCAAGGUGACGAGCGUCGUCAAGAUGCGCGACAUUGUCGCCUGGCUCGGCGACAAGGGCAAGCUCGACGAGAUGAAGGCGAUGGAGCAGUACCGCGCCCAGUGGGGCAUCUCCAACUAG